Poecilia latipinna (sailfin molly) is the source of this 1404-nucleotide messenger RNA. It is a transcript of the gene mat2ab, whose product is annotated as methionine adenosyltransferase 2Ab. The record is from RefSeq and is a predicted model, not a curated record. Bases 152 to 1342 code for a protein of 396 amino acids. NCBI's taxonomy places the organism in Eukaryota, Metazoa, Chordata, Actinopteri, Cyprinodontiformes, Poeciliidae. Gene Ontology annotation, molecular function: methionine adenosyltransferase activity; ATP binding. The transcript is spliced from 9 exons. Gene Ontology annotation, biological process: S-adenosylmethionine biosynthetic process.
CUGCGCCAUGAGGCUCAGGUUUAAGGAUCAAACACAGAGGCGCUGUAAUUCCGUGCUCUGAAAUAACAGAGAAAAAAAAGAGUCAGGUUUAUUGAAACGUGAUACCUAGUCAGCGUAACAUUCAUAUUACUUUGUAAAAGCAGCCGCAGCCAUGAUGAACGGAGAAAUUAAUGGUUUCCACAACUCCCUGAUCGAGGAGGACUGCUUCUUGUUCACCUCAGAGUCGGUGGGAGAAGGACACCCCGAUAAAAUCUGUGAUCAGAUCAGUGAUGCAAUCCUGGAUGCCCAUCUCAAGCAGGAUCCAGAUGCCAAAAUUGCAUGUGAAACUGUUGCCAAGACUGGGAUGAUUCUGUUGGCGGGGGAAGUGACAUCGCAUGCUGUAGUGGAUUAUCAGAAAGUUGUACGUGAAACCAUCCGUCAAAUUGGAUAUGAUGACUCAUCCAAAGGCUUUGACUACAAGACCUGCAAUGUUCUUGUGGCUCUGGAGCAGCAGUCUCCUGACAUUGCUCAAGGUGUUCACAUUGAUCGGAGUCAAGAGGACGUUGGGGCAGGGGACCAGGGUUUGAUGUUCGGAUAUGCAACCGAUGAGACUGAUGAGUGCAUGCCACUUACAAUUAUCCUUGCCCACAAGCUGAAUGCUAAAAUGGCUGAACUGCGACGCAACGGCACACUCCCAUGGCUCCGGCCAGACUCAAAGACGCAGGUUACUGUGCAGUACCGUCAAGACCGUGGCGCCAUGCUCCCUGUGCGAGUGCACACCAUUGUUAUCUCUGUCCAGCAUGAUGAGGAAAUCUGCCUGGAGGAGAUGAGAGAUGCACUGAAGGAGAAGGUCAUUAAGGCCGUUGUUCCUUCUGUCUACCUGGAUGAUGACACCAUUUACCAUCUGCAGCCCAGUGGGCGAUUCGUCAUUGGAGGGCCUCAGGGGGAUGCCGGCCUGACUGGACGCAAAAUCAUUGUAGGCACCUAUGGCGGCUGGGGAGCCCAUGGUGGUGGCGCGUUCUCCGGGAAGGAUUACACAAAGGUGGACCGCUCUGCUGCCUACGCUGCACGCUGGGUGGCCAAGUCCCUGGUAAAGGCUGAACUGUGCCGAAGAGUGCUGGUGCAGGUAUCCUAUGCCAUUGGAGUUGCCCAUCCACUCUCCAUUUCUAUCUUCCACUACGGGACCUCCCAGAAGAGUGAGAGAGAACUGCUUGAUAUUGUGAGGAAGAACUUUGACCUUCGUCCCGGAGUCAUUGUCACGGAGCUGGAUCUGAAGAAACCCAUUUAUCAGAAGACUGCAGCCUAUGGCCACUUUGGCCGAGACUCCUUCCCAUGGGAGGUGCCCAAAAAGCUCAAAUACUAAACCUGUUAAGCUUUUCCCCCCAGGCUUGUUGGUGUAUACUACAGAGAAGCCUCCAAGGUUCC